Molecule: messenger RNA, 1267 nt
Organism: Ctenocephalides felis (cat flea)
Lineage: Eukaryota; Metazoa; Arthropoda; Insecta; Siphonaptera; Pulicidae
Product: zinc finger protein 501-like
Exons: 5
Coding region: 131-1267 (378 amino acids)
Source: RefSeq, a predicted model, not a curated record
GUGACAAAUAUAUGCAGGGCAUGUAUGUGUACAGAUGGAGCAAUGAAACCGAUGUUUAUAUCUGAAAAUCUAACACCAGCCUUAGCUAAUAUGCUUAUGUCUUGUACAAAUAUCCCAAUUUCUGAAUUAGAUGGGUUGCCUGGACAAAUUUGCGAAGGAUGUGAAGGUUUCAUUACACUCUGCUUUUUUGUUUAAUCAACAAUGUGAAAGAUCUGAUGUAGAAUUGAGAAAAGUGUUUGGAAAUACGGAGAAUGUUGUAGAAGAUAAACAAAUCAAGGAUGAGCCUAUCACAGAACCUAUUGAUUUCGAUUUACUAAAACCUAAAAUCGAAAUUGAAAUGGAUGCUGAAGAAUUCUUAGAAGGUGUGGAAGCCACCGAUGAUUUGGAAGAAACAGAACUGGAAAUUCCCCAUAGGCGCAGGGGCAGAAAAAAAUUAACCAAUGAUUUUCCUUGCGAUAACUGUGGAAAAAUCUUUGAUAAGCUUUAUCGUUUGCAAAGGCAUUUAAAUGUUCAUAAUUCAGAAGGAAAACCUUUUGAGUGCACAAUAUGUUAUCAACGUUUUGUUAGAGAAGAUUUAUUGAUAAGACAUAGAAUAAAACAUUCAGAAUUAAUGUCUAAAAAUUUCAAUUCUGAAGAUAUAAAAGAAAUAUAUAAGUGCUCAGAGUGUGAUAGAGUAUUCAGGAAGCAGGAGUCUCUUUCAGCACACAUGCAAAAGCACAAAAAUGAAGAACCUCAGAGUUAUGAAUGUACCGAGUGCGAAAGAACUUUUACUAAAGCAAGCCAUUUAUCACGGCAUAUGAAAAUACAUGGCAAUGUUAAGCCUCAUAAAUGUCAGUUGUGCCCAAAAUCAUUUGCUCUUGGUGGUCAACUAAUAGAUCAUAUGAAUAAACAUAAUGGUAUUAAGCCACAUGUUUGCCCAGAGUGUGGAAAAGGUUUUCAGCAAUCUUGUACUUUAAAAGAUCAUUUACGAACGCACAGUGGGGAGGCGCCAUUCCUAUGCUCUGAAUGCGGUAAAGCUUUUAAUAACAGCAGUAACUUACGACAACAUUUAGUUCGACAUUCAGGUUUAAAGCCUUUUGCAUGUUCACAGUGUCCAUCACGAUUUGCAAGCAAAGGGGGCUUAACAUCACACGAAGUUACACAUACAGGUGCUAAACCUUAUAUUGUGAUACAUGCGGCUCAGGUUUUACAAAACCCUAUAGUCUUGUUAAGCAUAAACGUAUUCAUACAGGAGAGAAACCUUAUGCAUGUGAAGUAUGUUCGAUGA